Messenger RNA from Metopolophium dirhodum (rose-grain aphid), 2713 nucleotides. RefSeq names its product probable deoxyhypusine synthase. The record is from RefSeq and is a predicted model, not a curated record. The transcript is spliced from 7 exons. The coding region runs from base 1625 to 2680 and encodes 351 amino acids. Lineage: Eukaryota; Metazoa; Arthropoda; Insecta; Hemiptera; Aphididae. Gene Ontology annotation, biological process: peptidyl-hypusine biosynthetic process. Gene Ontology annotation, molecular function: deoxyhypusine synthase activity. Gene Ontology annotation, cellular component: cytoplasm.
ACGGUUAUCUAGCCUAACCUGUAACCAUGGUUAUAUAUAAUGAUUUAACUUAAUUAGUACAGCUGCUGUACACAUGUACAAGUUAUAAAAUUAAUUAUGAUAAUUUCUUAUUAUGUUAAGAAUACAAAAUAGAAAUCUAUAGUAAUUUGUUUGCCUAACCUAAUACAAAACAAAAAUUAAAAAGGAGGAAAGUAGUAAACCGCUCUGCUAUACAGUGUACAAGUGUACAGUAGGUGUCGAUAGUGUAUCUUGUCAGUCGUCAUAAAGGUGUAAGUCACUAUAGUGUAUGAGUUAAUUUGGAUUCAAUGAUAAAUCAUACUGAUUAUUCUGAGCAAAGACAGUCUGUCAGCCUAUAUUAUUACCAAGUAUAUUUUAAUAUUUUAUGACCUAGGUUGAAUUAAUUUUUUCCAAAAAUAUUGCAUUUGAAGAGGUCAUUGUGUGUAAAAUUAUAUAAUAUGUUAAAACUUUCAAGUCCUCACAAAUAAUAUUUUAUUUCGUCCAAAUUUGAACUUCAAAUGACUAUAAAAAAAAAAUAAUAUAUAGGUAAAUAUUUUUAAAUUGUUUGGUUUCAGAAUAAAUUACUUAUGAGCAGGGAUGCCCACAGAGAGAGUCCAGUGGGUGCCUUGCACCCACUGGGAUUUUUUUAAUGAACAAAAAAUCAGUGCAUAAUAAUGUAAAUAUGUGAAUUUAUGUAUGACAUAAAUUAAAUUUUGCACCCACUGAGCUAAUAUUCUGCCGGCACCCCUGCUUAUGAGGGACCUUGUAUUAAAUUUUUAGAUUUAUAUUAAAUUAAAGUUUUUUGACCGAGCCAAAUGUUUUAUACAUAUCUACAAAAGAAAUAUUAAAAAAAUCCAAAAUGUAAAAUGUCUAUAGAUGGCUAUCAAAAUAUUAUGAAAAUUUUAUCAUUUUUAGAAAAUGAUCAAAUUAUUACCUAGGGUGAAAAUGUAAAGCAUCUACCAUUACUGGUUUUGGUGUAAAAGUUCCGUUUUUUAUUAACUUAUUUUUUUUUUAGGAUGCUUUUGAAAACUACUGGGAAUUUUUUACUCUUGGUCACCUCAUCAAUAAAGUCGAAACCCGAUUCACUUUUCUUUCAGAAAAAAUGUUGAAGUACUAAAUUGAAGUAUUUUUACUGCUAUAAAAAGUGCAAUAGACUAAAGAAAAUAGUAAAUACACAUAUUCACUCCAGUACCGGCCCAGAAUCUAAAGUCUAAAUGGAGUUUAGACUUAUCAGUUAUUGCACAUUCACACUAAUUUGGACUUAAGUACUAACUAGUAACCACCAGCUCAGAACAAUAGUGCUAAAGAUAGGUAUAUCCGAUUUCGUAUAUCUCUUUUCUCUUAAUUCGUGAUUUUUUCAUAAACCCAUAAACAACAAGAUAGCACCGGCCACCGGCUACCAACCGGCAAAUAAAUAACAAUGUAAUUAGGUGAUAACAUAGUUAGAACUGUGAUAGCUCGAACUGAAAUCUAAAUAUUCUAGAGCAUUUCAGCAUUCAGCAUGGCGAUGGCACGAAUGCACUAAUAGUAACCUAACCUGUAGCAUAACUAUUAUAAUAUUUAUUAUUAUUCUUUACUACAUUUAACUAUUUAAGUAAUUCAUAAUAAUAUAAAACCCAACGGUGGAAUGGAGCCACAGAAAGCAUCAGAUGCAGUUUUGAAAAAGAGCCUAGACAUUUCAUCAGAAAAUCCAACUGUAAAAGGUUAUGAUUGGAACAAUGGAAUCGACUAUGAACAAUUACUGUCAAUCUAUCGGUAUUCUGGAUUCCAGGCAACAAAUUUUGGAUUAUCUGUUGAACAGAUAAAUAAAAUGUUAGAUGAAAGAGAAAAACCAUUUGAAGAAGAUAUUCAUGAAGAAGACGAAUUUAUCAAACGCCGUUCAAAUUGCACAAUGUUCCUUGGUUAUACUUCAAAUAUGGUUUCAUGUGGUAAUCGUGAUGCAAUACGCUUUGUCGUCCAACAUAAGAUGGUUGACUGUAUAGUGACAACUGCUGGAGGAGUUGAAGAAGACUUGAUAAAAUGUUUAGCUCCUACAUUUAUAGGAGAUUUUCAAUUAAAAGGUAGCAUUCUCCGUGAAGAUGGCCUCAAUAGAAUUGGAAAUUUAUUAGUUCCAAACAACAACUACUGCAAAUUUGAAAAUUGGGUCAUGCCUAUUUUAGAUAAGAUGCUCGAAGAACAAAAUAUUGCUUGGACUCCAUCUAAAAUAAUUGAAAGAUUGGGCUUAGAAAUAAAUGACGAACAAUCAAUAUGCUAUUGGGCAGCAAAGAAUAAGAUACCCAUAUUUUGUCCAGCUUUAACCGAUGGUAGCUUAGGAGAUAUGAUGUACUUCCAUUCCUUUAGGAACCCUGGUCUUAUUAUUGAUAUAUUAAAAGAUUUGAGGAGAUUGAACACGAUGGCGGUAAAAGCAGCUAAUAGUGGAAUGAUUAUAAUUGGAGGUGGAGUGAUAAAACAUCAUAUUUGCAAUGCCAAUUUGAUGAGAAAUGGUGCUGAUUAUGCGGUUUAUUUGAAUACUGCAUCAGAAUAUGAUGGUAGUGAUUCUGGAGCUCGACCCGAUGAAGCUGUUUCAUGGGGUAAAAUAAAAUCAGAUGCUUCGCCAGUGAAAAUUUAUGGCGAUGCAACACUUAUAUUUCCACUUUUAGUAGGAGAAACCUUUGCAAAACGAUAUCAUAAAAAUAAAAAAUAAAUCAAUGAAAUAUAUUUUAAUAUUAUUUUAAAA